CGGGUUGGAGGGGCGGUCUGGGAUCGCGGCCGGAGAAAGAGGCGAAGAGGUGACUUCACAGAUAAGCUUUUAUAGGCACCACUCUCCGCCCGCCGGACGGGAGGCGGGGUGGCAGCCCGAUUAAAGAAGCAGCCUGGAAGGAAGGAAGAAGCGAGGGAGGGACGGGAACAGUUGGAGGAGGAGCAGCGAGCUGGGCUGCGGCGACCGGAGGAGGAGCGGCCCCCGCGAGGCCACGUUUUGUUUUUGUUAUUUUCCAUCGAAAUAGUUCUCGCAGGCCUCCCCGAGAACUGAUUGCGCCGAAGCCCGGGAGCCCCGACCUUGCAGGUGACAGCUGGUCACCCUGGUAGGAGUCAGCUCCGCCCCAAGUCACCCCCUCCGGCGCACAGCCCAUUCCCCGCCCUGCCUCCCAGUGCCCGCCCGGGGCGAGCGCGGCGGCCGCCAAGGCUCUGCAGCGCUGGAACUGGCGGCGACCGGCGGAGGCGCGGGGCCCUCGGCGUUGUCCUCUGACCCAGCGGAGCCGCGGAUGAGGAAGGGGGAAGUGCGGCCCCAGGCUCGAGCCGGAGAAAGGAGGAUAGCGAUUUAACCCUCCCUCUCCUGCCAGUCCUGCUGCCGGGCGCUCCCCGGGUGCCCGCCGCCGGAGCCUGGGAGCCGCGCCCGAAGUGCCGCAUGGGGCAGGGCCACUAAAGCGCGGAGUUCGGGGUCGCGCCGAGGCGGGCGCAGGGGCCCAGCGCGGCUGUUGGCACAGUUUCGGCGGCGCAUUCAACGCGAGAACUGGGGGCGCGGCGCGCCGAUCCGGCCGCCUCCGUGACCUCGGGAGGCGCGAGUUAUGGAGCCCCCCUGCUGCAUUCAGGAUGAGCCGUUCCCGCACCCCCUGGAGCCCGAGCCGGGCGCCACUGCGCAGCCUGGCCAGGGGAAGCCGGGCGACAAGAGGUUCCGGCUGUGGUACGUGGGAGGGUCGUGCCUGGACCGCAGGACCACGCUGCCCAUGCUGCCCUGGCUCAUGGCCGAGAUCCGCCGGCGCAGCCAGAAGCCCGAGGCGGGCGGCUGCGGGGCGCCGGCGCCCCGGGAGGUGCUCCUGGUGCUCAGCGCGCCCUUCCUGCGCUGCGUGCCCGCGCCGGGCGCCGGUGCCGCUGGGGGCUGUGGCCCUACGGCCGCGCAGCCCAACCCGGCAGUGUUCAUCUUCGAGCACAAGGCGCAGCACAUCUCGCGCUUCAUCCACAACAGCCACGACCUCACCUACUUUGCUUACCUGAUCAAGGCGCAGCCAGACGACCCGGAGUCGCAGAUGGCCUGCCACGUUUUCCGCGCCACAGACCCCAAUCAGGUUCCCGAUGUUAUCAGCAGCAUAAGGCAGUUAUCGAAAGCGGCCAUGAAAGAGGAUGCCAAACCCAGCAAAGACAACGAGGACGCCUUUUACAACUCACAGAAGUUCGAGGUCUUGUACUGUGGCAAGGUGACCGUGACCCACAAGAAGGCCCCAUCCAGCCUCAUCGACGACUGCAUCGAGAAGUUCAGCCUGCACGAGCGGCAGCGCCUGCGGGUCCAGGGCGAGCCGCGCGCCGCGGAUGCCGGCGACGACCCGGCGGUGUCGGAGGCCCAGGCGCCCGCUUCCCCCAACGACGUUCUGUCCGAGGAAGGGUAUGGCGUCACCGACACCCACCCCAUCUUCCCCGCGGCGCCCAGCCAGCCUGGGCCGGCCAGCUCUCGAGUCUGCUUCCCUGAGCGGAUUUUGGAAGAUUCUGGCUUUGAUGAACAGCAGGAGUUCCGGUCUCGGUGCAGCAGCGUCACCGGUGUCCUGCAAAGGAAAGUUCAGGAGAACAGCCAGAAACCGCAGCCGCGGAGGAGGCAUGCCAGCGCGCCCAGCCACGUCCAGCCCUCGGAUUCGGAGAAGAACAGAACGAUGCUGUUUCAGGUUGGACGGUUUGAGAUUAACCUUAUCAGUCCAGACACUAAAUCACUUGUGCUUGAGAAGAAUUUUAAAGAUAUCUCCUCUUGUUCCCAGGGUAUAAAGCAUGUUGAUCACUUUGGCUUCAUCUGUCGGGAGUUGCCGGAGCCCGGGCUGAGCCAGUAUAUCUGUUACGUGUUCCAGUGUGCCAGCGAAUCUCUGGUUGAUGAGGUAAUGCUGACUCUGAAACAGGCUUUCAGCACUGCCGCUGCCCUGCAGAGUGCCAAGACCCAGAUUAAGCUGUGCGAGGCCUGCCCUAUGCACUCUUUGCAUAAGCUCUGUGAAAGGAUUGAAGGUCUCUACCCGCCAAGAGCCAAGCUGGUAAUACAGAGGCAUCUCUCGUCCCUGACAGAUAAUGAGCAAGCUGACAUCUUUGAACGAGUUCAGAAAAUGAAGGCAGUCAAUGACCAGGAGGAAAACGAACUUGUGAUUUUACAUCUGAGGCAGCUGUGUGAAGCCAAGCAGAGGACACACAUACAUAUUGGGGAAGGCCCAUCGACUAUUUCAAAUAGUACAAUCCCAGAAAAUGCGACGAGCAGUGGAAGGUUCAAACUUGACAUUCUGAAAAAUAAAGCUAAGAGAUCCUUAACGAGCUCCCUGGAAAAUAUCUUCUCAAGGGGAGCUAACAGAAUGAGAGGUCGGCUUGGAAGUGUGGACAGCUGUGAACGAUCCAACAGUGUUGCUUCAGAGAAGGACUGCUCCCCAGGAGACUCCCCGCCAGGGACCCCACCAGCUUCCCCACUGUCCUCAGCUUGGCAGACGUUCCCUGAAGAGGAUUCCGACUCCCCGCAGUUUCGAAGACGGGCCCACACGUUCAGCCACCCACCUUCCAGCACGAAGAGAAAGCUGAAUUUGCAGGAUGGGAAGGCUCACGGGCUGCGCUCCCCUCUUCUGUGGCAGAGCUCCAGCGAACAGUGCAGUGAUGGAGAGGGGAGAAAAAGGACCUCGUCUACCUGCAGCAAUGAGUCCCUGAACGUUGGAGGAACCCCUGUCACUCCUCGCCGAAUUUCCUGGCGGCAGCGCAUCUUCCUUAGGGUUGCCUCUCCCAUGAACAAAUCUCCCUCGGCCAUGCAGCAGCAGGAUGGACUGGACACGAGUGAGCUGCUGCCACUGUCCCCUCUUGCCCCACCCAUGGAGGAGGAACCGCUGCUUAUAUUCGUGUCUGGUGACGAUGACCCAGAAAAGGCUGAAGAAGGAAAAAAGUCGGAGGAACUGAGGAGUUUGUGGAGAAAAGCUAUACACCAACAAAUCCUGUUGCUUCGAAUGGAAAAAGAAAACCAGAAGCUUGAAGCAAGCAGAGAUGAACUCCAGUCCAGAAAAAUUAAAUUGGAUUAUGAAGAAGUUGGAGUAUGUCAGAAGGAGGUCUUAAUAACCUGGGAUAAGAAGUUGUUAAACUGCAGAACUAAAAUCAGAUGUGAUAUGGAAGAUAUUCAUACUUCUCUUAAAGAAGGUGUUCCCAAAAGUCGACGAGGAGAAAUCUGGCAGUUCCUAGCUCUGCAGUAUCGUCUAAGACACAGAUUGCCUAAUAAGCAACAACCUCCUGACACAUCCUAUAAAGAGCUUUUAAAGCAGCUCACGGCUCAGCAGCAUGCUAUUCUCGUGGAUUUAGGGAGGACAUUUCCUACUCAUCCUUACUUUUCAGCACAGCUUGGGGCAGGGCAGCUGUCUCUCUUUAACCUCUUGAAAGCCUACUCAUUGCUGGACAAAGAAGUGGGUUACUGUCAGGGGAUCAGCUUUGUGGCUGGAGUCCUGCUUCUGCACAUGAGUGAAGAGCAAGCCUUUGAAAUGCUGAAAUUCCUCAUGUAUGACCUGGGCUUUCGCAAGCAGUACCGACCUGACAUGAUGUCACUACAGAUUCAAAUGUACCAGCUGUCCAGGCUCCUUCAUGACUAUCACAGAGAUCUCUACAAUCAUCUUGAAGAAAAUGAAAUCAGCCCCAGUCUUUAUGCUGCCCCUUGGUUCCUCACAUUGUUUGCCUCUCAAUUUCCAUUAGGAUUUGUAGCCAGAGUUUUUGAUAUUAUUUUUCUUCAGGGAACUGAAGUUAUAUUUAAGGUUGCCCUCAGCCUGCUGAGCAACCAAGAGGCACUCAUAAUGGAAUGUGAAAACUUUGAAAAUAUUGUUGAAUUCCUUAAAAGCACGCUCCCUGAUAUGAAUUCGUCUGAAAUGGAAAAACUUAUCACCCAGGUUUUUGAGAUGGAUAUUUCUAAACAGUUACAUGCCUAUGAGGUGGAGUAUCACGUGCUGCAGGAUGAGCUCCAGGAAUCUUCCUAUGCCUGCGAGGAGAGCGAACCCAUGGAGAAGUUGGAGAGGGCCAACAGCCAACUGAAAAGACAAAAUAUGGACCUCCUAGAAAAAUUACAGAUAGCUCAUGCUAAAAUCCAGACCUUGGAAUCCAACCUGGAAAAUCUUUUAACCAGAGAGACCAAAAUGAAGUCUUUGAUCCGGACCCUGGAACAAGAGAAAAUGGCUUAUCAAAAGGCAGUGGAGCAAAUUCUGAAGCUGCUGCCAGCAGAUGCUCUGGCCAAUUGCGAACCGCUGCUGAGAGACUUCAACUGCAACCCUAACAGCAAAGCCAAGACAGAAAACAAGCCGUAACUGAAGACGUGCCACCCCAGCAGGAAGUGCUCUGAGGAUGCUACCGACAGAAGGAGUCUGCAUGCUGCUGGCCCAGAGCUGACAGAACCACUGAACUGGUUCCGAGCCCAAGUCAGAGCCGGUAACCCUCGCUCUCCUUAGAGCAUGCAAGUUCUAAGCCAUUGUACAUAUGUAGACUGUUUUUUGCUGUCCUUGUUAACUAUGUACAUAUAUAUAUAAUGGACAUAAAGAGUUCAUGCUUUCACAUAAAGGAGUAGAUAUAUAUUUAGAGCAGUUUUUUAAAAAAAAAUCAAAACUUCAUGAAAUCCAAACCAAAGGGAAGUUAAAAUGAAAUUCCCCUUGGACACCUGUGAAAUUAUUUGUUUUUGUAGUGAGACAAAGCUAGAACAUCUUUGUAUAUUGAAAUAUACUUGAAAAAAAUGAAUGUAUUUUUUUCUCCAAAGAACAGCAUGUUUCACUCAGUGGUGGAGAGGUGGAAACAUUUGUAUAGCUUUAUGUGCAUCUGUCUUAAAAUCUACUGACAUUUUAUAUAUAUAUAUAUAUAUAUAUAUAUGAGGAAAAUGACUGAUUGCCGGUCAAGCUCCUUAUGGGUUUUCCAGGAAAGUCGGGGCCGUCCCCUGCUGCCUGCUUUGUGCCAACGAGCAUGUUGCAUCUACAUGCAUUUUUGAGUCUGGUCAGGCAUUACUUUAGGUGUGUGGAAGGAGAAAGCAAGACUGUGGCUGACUUUGCCCACCCAGCUCAAAGUGAAAGAGAACACUACUAUUUUUCUAGUAAGUUCGACCAGCAUUGUUACUUAAACUAAAAAUAUCAGUCCUCAAAAAUUUAAUUUAGGACCUAAAUUGUCUAGAUCUACUUUCUACCUUUUUAUUUAAAUGAUUCCUACAGUUGUGAAUGAACUCCCCUUUACUUGGUGCCACAGUUGGUGAGAAGGAUUUGCCAUUUCCCACUAAAAUGUAGGCGCUCUUACCUUAGUUCUCUCUACCUUAAAUGGAGGAUAAGGAAAUGAAGUUAUGAUUGGUUUUCUAAAGAUGAGUACUGCGUUGAGAUACCUUUUUUUUUUUUUUUGCCAAUUGACAGGUCUGAUAAGCUUGUAAUCAUCUUCCCCUUCCAUGUGACCAUUUAUGAGAACUGUGGAAUAUUUUAAGUAAACUGUUGAAAUCCAUGGGAAGGGAAGGAGAAAGCCCUUCUAAAACCUACAACUCUGCGUUUGGACUCCUGACUUUCUCAGUCUACAGAUAGAUUAUUCGUGGACAUUCAUGCAUGCUGGGUGAAUGGAAGGAAAGUAACUUAAAAACUUAAUUUUUAAGUUACACAUGGAAUUUCUCCAUUUCAGAGAUGAUUCUAUGAUAGUGCCUUGGAAAGUUGAUAACAGUGUUUUUGCCUUUCCAAACAAUAUUUUUCGUUACUGCUUUUUGCAGUACUUGUGUUAUCACAGAUGGAUUACCUGGGAUAAUUUUCUUCAGAGGGAGUUUGUUAUACACAAGCUACAAUGUAUUAUAGAGUAGAAGAAUAAAGCUCUAAAGGUUUCAGAAAACCUUGAUGAGCAGAUGAUAAGCAUCUCAAACCCAUUACUCAGUGUAAUAUAGUGACUCUUGUUACAAAUCAGCAUGCCCUCUAAUCCAGGCAGUUUCUCAAAAGAAAAUGAAGUCUUACUAGUAAAGUUAACGUAAUUUCUAGGUUCUAGAAAAUGCUGACCCAAUCAGUUGGGGCCACCAACUCUUCUGUUGCUUGGAUUUCCCUCAAAUUUCUCUAUUUGUAGGAGAGGAAUUUUCCUAUGAGGAAUAUGACAAAUAUUAUCUGGUUACUGUCUGGUGAUGAAAAUUACCUCAUGUGUAAUACACAGGUGGUAGCCAGGGAAUCUUCAAGUUGGGAAAAGAAACUUUUCCUUUCAGUUGUUCUGUUUAAAGUAAAUUUUAUUCUGGAUGUUCAAAGUCAACGUUAGAGUUGUAUUAUGGUGUUCGGAGCUUAAGUUGUCUUGGAUACAACAUUUCUUUUGAAAAUGAAUUUUUCUUUUGUGAUCUUUUAAAUGUUGCAACGAUUAUGCUUCAUGCAUUGUUACAUCUUCAUCCUAU
This is a messenger RNA of Mesoplodon densirostris (Blainville's beaked whale), 6612 nucleotides long. RefSeq names its product TBC1 domain family member 4 (gene TBC1D4). The record is from RefSeq and is a predicted model, not a curated record. The transcript is spliced from 19 exons. The coding region runs from base 827 to 4540 and encodes 1237 amino acids. NCBI's taxonomy places the organism in Eukaryota, Metazoa, Chordata, Mammalia, Artiodactyla, Ziphiidae.